UUCAUUAACAUAAUUUAUUUAAAUCACGGAGCCAAUCGUUGAGUGUUAGAGUACCCACAAGUGACGUCAUGUCACCUCCUGCUGCCACGUGACGUCGCGACGUAACAGAAAGUUGCCGCUCAGACCGUGCACUGAAAUCCGAGGCCCAGCCCGUUUAAGCUGCUAUAACGCUCUUGUUUUCAGAAGCGACCUGCACACAACACAAGCUGUCACUUCCUCUGUAGAAUUGGUCUGAUGGAGCUAAGGCACUCGGCGCGGCUCGGUACAAAAAGGCAACAAUGCGACCGGCGUGCAUACAGCACUGAUCGUCCUGUACAUUUGACACAGCACCAGAGAACUCGCACGGGAGAGAAACCCUUCAAGUGCAGCGUGUGUGGGAAGGCGUUUGCACGUUCAUCUGCUCUUGUAAUACACCAGAGAACACACACGGGAGAGAAACCCUUCAAGUGCAGUGUGUGUGGGAAGGCAUUUACAAAUUCAUCUGAUCUUAUAAUACACCAAAGAAGACACACGGGAGAGAAACCCUUCAAGUGCAGUGUGUGUGGGAAGGCGUUUGUACGUUCAUCUGCUCUUGUAUUACACCAGAGAACACACACGGGAGAGAAACCCUUCAAGUGCAGUGUGUGUGGGAAUGCAUUUGCAUAUUCAUCUGCUCUUAUAACGCACCAGAGAACACACACGGGAGAUAAACCCUUCAAGUGCAGUGUGUGUGGGAAGGCGUUUGCACAGUCAUCUUCUCUUGUAACACACCAGAAAACACACACGGGAGAGAAACCCUUCAAGUGCAGUGUGUGUGGGAAUGCGUUUGCACAUUCAUCUGCUCUUAUAAUACACCAGAGAACACACACGGGAGAGAAACCAUUCAAGUGCAGUGUGUGUGGGAAUGCGUUUGCAUUUUCAUCUGCUCUUAUAAUACACCAGAGAAGACACACGGGAGAGAAACCCUUCAAGUGCAGUGUGUGUGGGAGGGCGUUUGCACGGUCUGCGCAUCUUGUAGAACACCAGAGAACACACACGGGAGAGAAACCCUGCAAGUGCAGUGUGUGCGGGAAGGUGUUUAAACGGUCAACGCAUCUUCAAAGACACCAGAGAACACACAAGCAUCAAAAGAUCCACAAAGAGCGGAAUCUGAAAUCUACUUGUAAAAGUCAAAGUGCAGUAAUGAGCCCAUCCCUCAUGAAACAAGAACCUGAAGAAAAUCCCAGCUUGGACACUCUUAAAGGUAUCAAGGUGAAAUAUGAAGAGGUGAAGGUGAAAUGUGAAGAAGUGAUGGUGAAGAGCGAAGAAGUGAGGGUAAAAUGUGAAGAAGAUUCAACUCCAAAAUCGGACCUUCGCAUCGAUUCAUCUGCUCUUGUAACACACCAGAAAACACACACAGGGGAGAAACCCUUCAAGUGCAGUGUGUGCGGGAAUGCGUUUGCACGGUCAACGCUUCUUCAAAGACACCAGAGAACACACAAGCAUCAGGAGAUCCACAAAGAGCGGAAUCUGAAAUCUACUUGUGAAAGUCAAAGUGCCGCAAUGAGCCCAUCCCUCAUGAAACAAGAACCGGAAGAAAAUCCCAGCCUGGACACUUUUAAAGGUAUCAAGGUGAAAUAUGAAGAGGUGAAGGUGAAAUGUGAAGAAGUGAUGGUGAAGAACGAAGAAGUGAGGGUAAAAUGUGAAGAUGAAAAUUCAACUCCACAAUCGGACUGCAUCGAUGGAGGCAACGUGAAGCAGGAGGAGAAUUCUCACUGUGAGGCAGAGCGAGGCAACUCCCAGCAGUUUGUGGAAGUGGAGGUGUGGGUGGACUUCCUCCGAGACAGUACAAAGUCAAAAGGAGACCCGGUAGAUGUGUAAGCCAGAGACGAUGUCGCUCCAAUAGAUGCACCUUUGUCACAGGCCUUUAAUUAAAAUAACGUGAAGUUGAACACUCAAUUCCUAGGUUCAACCUGCAGGGUAAGAGCGGCCAGUCUUUGUGGACCUGUGGGUUGGGUAGAUCUCUAACCAGGAGCGAGAGCCAAUAAGCUCCCAAGCAUUCACUAUGUUCUAAUAAUUAAAUUUUUAUGGUGCUUGCUUCAUCGCCUCGGCAAUUAAGAGUUUUGUAUCGUAUCUCGUCUCAAACACUCAAAGAGCACCCCCUAGUAGCAGCUGCCCCUGUGUGGAACAAGGUGGUGGCUGUUGUAUAUUUAGGCCUUUUUCCCAAAUUGAUAUGAAGAAUAAUUCAGCCAAAAUAUUUCGUUUAAUAAUCAAUCGAGGUGUGGCAUGACGCAAAAAAAAUUGUAACAACCACCCUCACCCCUCACAGCAGCUGCCUUCCACAAGUCACACCAGGCAAAGAAGUAGCCUUAAAAGGUAAUAAAAAAAAAACCCAGGUGCAAAGAGGGGAGGGGGGGUGCUAAUGAGAUUCUGGAGAAAUCUCUACCGGGCUUCAAAGGCCGCCACACAGCACGUACAAGCAAUGGGCGCCACAAUUCUUUCUGGGCGGCGAGAACCGAACAGACAAUUUUUUUGGUUUAUUUUAGUUCAGUAAAAAUUCGAAACUUGGCUAUAAGAAUAAGUCGACAUUUUGGAUUGCACUCAGAUUAAGAUCCAGGCUACAAUCUACAUUAGUGGGUUAUUAUUUCUGGUAUAUUAUUUUAAUAUUAAUGUUAUUCACCUUAUUUUUAUUAUUCUCUCUGUGACUUUACCGAAAGAACCAAAGAAUGAAUUCUGGCAGUCACGAAAGCUUUAAAUCGAAAUUUACAUACCAGUUAAUGGCAUAAUUGCCCAAGUAAGUUUAAGUAAAAACUUGGUUUUUCUCCAACCUCAGGAUAUCAAAAUAUAACUCGACAAUAAAGCCGAAACAGGUCAAUCACACACGAUCAAGAUAAUGCGUUCCAAAGAGAGAGCCUCCCAACCGCCUUUAUCUUACAGAAGCACGUGGUAGCAAUAAAUUACACACAAGGAGGGCACCUUGCCUUGAGAUAUCGAACACCAUGAAGGAAUUCCAAACCAUGAUGGAAGAGAAAAUGUAAUACCUCAGUCGCGAGGGAAGAGCGGGGCCGGGGGGGGGGAGAAUGCAACCAGGCAAAAGGAACCUCUCCCUCCAGAUUAAUUAUGGAAAUCA
Messenger RNA from Petromyzon marinus (sea lamprey), 3088 nucleotides. The record is from RefSeq and is a predicted model, not a curated record. NCBI's taxonomy places the organism in Eukaryota, Metazoa, Chordata, Hyperoartia, Petromyzontiformes, Petromyzontidae.